Messenger RNA from Cucurbita moschata (crookneck pumpkin), 378 nucleotides. Its product is annotated as basic blue protein-like. Lineage: Eukaryota; Viridiplantae; Streptophyta; Magnoliopsida; Cucurbitales; Cucurbitaceae. The record is from RefSeq and is a predicted model, not a curated record. Gene Ontology annotation, molecular function: electron transfer activity. Gene Ontology annotation, cellular component: plasma membrane. The coding region runs from base 1 to 378 and encodes 125 amino acids. The transcript is spliced from 2 exons.
AUGGCUCAGGGAAGGGGCAGUGCAGUGGGUGUGGGUGCAGCCAUGGCUUGCUUGCUGCUGCUCCAAUACACUGACAUGGUUCGUGCCGCAGUUUUCACUGUUGGCGAUGAUCAUGGCUGGACCUUCAACGUCGAAUCCUGGCCUAACCAAAAGCUCUUCCGGGCUGGUGACACACUCGUAUUCAACUACAGCCCAGGGUCACACAACGUGGUGGGAGUGAACAGUGUGGGGUACAACCAGUGCAUGGCUCCAAGGGGUUCCAAGGUUUUGGAAUCAGGGAAGGAUCAAAUGAAGCUGGUUAAGGGACAGAACUUCUUCAUCUGCACAGUCCCAGGCCACUGCCAGGCCGGGAUGAGGAUAGCCAUCAAUGCAGCUUAA